AUAUGUUGUUGUUGUCUAACGUCAAGCAAUACAUUGCUCUCAACGUUACGAUUGUUUGUAAUCAUCAAAAAAACAACAACUGAUCCAUGGCUUCAUCGUAAACACCACUUCGCUGUUGUUAUUCUUUUAAAUCACUUUUAUUUUUAAGAAUCAGUUGUUAUCAGUGAUAAUGUCGUCGUUAUUUAAGAAGUCUAACCGUCGGUCACAAAACCGGUCAAAUCAGAGGACACGAAUGGACUCGGAGUCUGAAGACGACACCAGAAAUCACUCAACUAAUGGUGAUAUUAAUGGUUUGCGACAAAAGAAUAAUAAUGAGAACUCAGUGAAGAUCAGUGACAAUGACUUAAAUAAGGACUCGGAUGUCAUACCAAAACCCAAAUCAAAUCCAAAAUUAAGUUUUGAUGUCGAAGAAGAAGGCGAUGUCUUCAAAGUAAGAAAGUCUUCAUAUAGUCGUCGUUUGGCUAAACAGACAGAAAACAAAACAAAGAAAAAAGAUAUAAAAAAAGAAAUCAAAAAAGAGAAGAUUGAAGACGAAGAUAACAAUAAUAAUUCAUACGAUAAGACUUAUGACAAAAACAAAAAUGAUUUAAAUGUUGUUUGGAUUAAGUCUAAAGAAAUUAAAGAAGAAACUAUUGAAGAGAAGCCCAAAGAAGCGACGAAGAUCUUUGCCGGCGAUCAGAUUGAGUCAGAGAGUGAAUACGAAGAAGAAGAAGAGUACAGAAGUAACGAACCAUUUCAUCACUUCAGAGGUGCUCUUGAAAGAGGUGUUAUACCCGACGCUAAGACUAUCUAUGAACUGAAAAAACAACGACAAAUGGCCAGAGAUAUCGAUGACUUGAUUAUUCCAAUAAAUGAAGAAGACAGAUAUGAAGAACAAAUGAUUGGUUCACGAAUGGUUAGAGACGAUGAUAAUGAUAAAAGUGAUGACGACGAUGAAGAUGACAAACGGAUAUGUUUCUCAAUAAACCAAAAGGAAUUGGAAAGAGUUAAGAAUAGAGAAGCCUUUUUGAUAGCUCAGGAAGAGAAUGACAACCCGUCGUCGCGAUCCGGAUCUGAAUCGGACGAUGAAUUGGACAGAUGGGAGAGGGAACAGAUCAAGAAAGGCGUUCGUAUGCCUGUCGUACAGAUAUUAACUCAAGAACAGGCCUCAAGUCGGGCAAUAUCUGGUCUAUUCAUUGAUGACACUCGAGUCAUGGAUAUGGAUAUCGAUAGACCUAAUCGUCACAAAAAAUCUAAUUCAAUUCCAUCGAAAAUAUUGAACCAAACAAAGAGUUCGAUAACAAUGGAUGAUAUUUUAGAGAGAGUAAGGAAUAAAUUAACUGAAAUAAAAUCGUAUACAGAAGGGAAUGAAAGACAAUUGAAUACAAUGACCGUUGAAGCGGAUCAACUGAGGGAUCGGUUAAGACAAUUGUCACAAAAAAGAGAAGAACUAACUAAUAGGUCAACACAGAUAACUCGUGACCAAAUGAUAUGA
Molecule: messenger RNA, 1474 nt
Organism: Oppia nitens
Lineage: Eukaryota; Metazoa; Arthropoda; Arachnida; Sarcoptiformes; Oppiidae
Product: PAX3- and PAX7-binding protein 1-like
Exons: 2
Coding region: 170-1474 (434 amino acids)
Biological process (GO): mRNA splicing, via spliceosome
Cellular component (GO): nucleus
Molecular function (GO): DNA binding
Source: RefSeq, a predicted model, not a curated record